This is a messenger RNA of Cyclocybe aegerita, 1317 nucleotides long. The record is from the annotation of a GenBank genome assembly. Lineage: Eukaryota; Fungi; Basidiomycota; Agaricomycetes; Agaricales; Hemipholiotaceae.
AUGCCAGACCUUUUACUACAGACUGCUCUACAUCCUCAUCUACACGGACAUGGGCAUAGGUCGUCGCCUGCCUCUCCGUCCACCGCUUGUACGACGGGGUGUAGCUUUGGGAAUCAUCACCACGAACCAUCUCAAACUCCGAGCGCUUCCAGUAGUCAUCCAAACCUCCUGAGUGGUGCCUCGUCGUUGUCGUCUACAGGCAAUGACAUCAACUCCGCUCAACUUGCCGACCUUAUCGCCCACUAUGGCACCUCAAGUUCAAUUGCUUGGUUAGACAGGGAAAGGUACAAGAUCUGGCGACCUUCUCAGCCGAUCCUGGAGUCCGACUUUAUACCCGUUCAAGGCUAUCUUCGAAAAGACCCGUUUGUCUUCGCAUGGGGCAACCCGCUCGUCUCGUCUCCAGCUGCCCUCGAGAAAACUGCUCGGGCGUUCAUAGCGUUCGCCGAAGCAAACCACCUCCGUCCGGUCUGGUCCUGCGUUGAUCACGACCUGGAGGCGAUUCUAUCAGGUGACGCCCUGGGCUGGGCAACCGUGUCCUGCAUCUACGAAGACGUCAUAGACCCGGGUCACAUCGUCGAGUUGGCUGGUAUGGAGAAGGACAAGGAAGGCGGGCAUUCCAUCCGCGAUCUUCGAAGGAAUUUACAUCGGGCGGAGGAGGAGCAAGUUGACGUGCACGAGGUGAAACGAGGAGAUUGGAGCGACAAAGACAAAGAAGCGGUCGAGGCUGGCAUCAGGGAGUGGAAGGCGCAUAGGCAUGGGAUGAAGUUGGACCCGAUGACUCUCGAGCCGUGGGUCGACGAGUCGCAUAGGAGAUAUUGGAUUGCAAAGCAGAAGGACAAGGUCGUUGGGGUCGAAAUCCUUGCUCGAACAGGUCCGCUAUCAUGGCAGAUCGUUAAAUGCAUCACAUUCCAUCACGCCCCGAAAGGAACGUCCGAAUCGCUCAUACACGCAGCACUCAAAGAUCUUCACUUGGAAAAUCAAUAUGCGACUGAAACAUUGCCGACCAUUGUUGCACCCGAAGACACUUCUGCCUCAGAGACCACGGAGACACCCGCAGAAUCGCGGAAGAACAGGGUUACGGUGUCAUUCGGAAUUACAGCUGCUGAUCAUCUCGAACCCGGGCACAACGUGGGCGGUUGGAAAGUGACUGUGCUGGGCAAAACGUAUCAAGCAGUCUCCGGCAUCGUUGGAUUAAUCAAGAUGGGGCAGUACAGGAACAAAUUCCUGGCAAUGCAUGAGCCGAUGUUCGUUUGCUAUCCUGCAAAUGGUUUUGGGCUCAUCGCAGUAGGGGCAUUACUGAUGGCGUUGCGUCACUGA